Brassica rapa (field mustard) is the source of this 1922-nucleotide messenger RNA. Its product is annotated as zinc finger CCCH domain-containing protein 34. Lineage: Eukaryota; Viridiplantae; Streptophyta; Magnoliopsida; Brassicales; Brassicaceae. The record is from RefSeq and is a predicted model, not a curated record. Gene Ontology annotation, molecular function: metal ion binding; mRNA binding.
GACCACGCAUAAAGAAAGAUCAAAACCUCCCAUCACCCCCUUCCAAAAAGAACAAAUAAUAAUAAUAAUAAUCUUUCUUAUAUAAAAAAAGAUAUUAUAUUUUCUUUGCAGUUCAAAAUAAGUUUGUAGCUUUGAGGGUAGAGAGAGAGAGAGAUCAAGCGACUGAGAGAGAGAGUGGUGUGGAAGCAAAACCACGAUCUGAGUUUUUCCUCUCAGAUUUUCCGACAACACUCUUUCUUCUUCGAUCGGAGCUUUCUGACAUUCCGACAAAACCAGAAAAGAUCGUUCCUUUCGUGUCUGUGUGUUGUGGGGUUUGUCGGAAAAUGGAGCGGUACGGUCGCGCCGGUGAAGAAGGGUCGCGAUCGGAUCCGUCGAUUGAAUGGACCUCUCACGGAGGCGAAACUAGAGUCGAAGGUUCGAUGUGGCGGUUAGGGUUAACCGGCGGUGGAGAAGCGUACCCGGAGCGAUCAAAUGAGCCUGAUUGUAUUUAUUACUUGCGAACCGGCGUUUGCGGGUACGGGUCAAGAUGCCGGUUUAAUCACCCGCGAGAUCGUGGAGCGGUUAUUGGAGGAGUCAGAGGAGGAGGAGGAGAUGGAGCUUUACCGGAGAGAAUGGGACAACCGGUUUGUCAGCAUUUUAUGCGAACGGGAACGUGUAAGUACGGUGGUUCUUGCAAGUAUCAUCAUCCUAGACAAGGAGGUGGUUCCGUUGCGCCUGUCUCUCUAAGCUAUUUAGGAUAUCCAUUACGUCCGGGAGAGAAAGAGUGUUCUUAUUACAUGAGAACCGGCCAGUGUAAAUUUGGUUUAACCUGUAGAUUCAACCAUCCUGUGCCUCAGCCACAGCAGCAGCAGCCACAGACACAGACUAUUUAUCCAACGCUUCAAUCUCAACCAAUGCCUUCUUCUCAACAAUAUGGUUUAGUUUUAACAAGGCCUUCUCUAUUACCUGGUUCUUAUCUUCCAAGCCCUUACGGCCCACCAAUGGUUCUGCCUCCAGGAAUGGUUACAUACCCUAAUUGGAAUCCUUACCCGGCCUCUUUAACUGCAAUGCCUUCUCCCGGAACUAAAACACAACCGUCUAUUGGAACAAGCUCUGUUUAUGGAAUGGCGCCGUUAUCUCCUUCAGGGACUGCUUAUACAGGAACAUACCAAUCCGGUGGACCUUCCUUGACUACUUCGAGAGAAGAACCUUUCCCUCAGAGACCUGAUCAGCCAGAGUGUCAGUACUUCAUGAGAACCGGAGACUGUAAGUUUGGAGCUUCGUGUAGAUACCAUCAUCCUCUAGAUGCAGUUCAGACUAAUACUGGCGUUCUCCUCAGCCCCAUUGGCCUUCCGCUUCGUCCAGGCACAGCGCAAUGCACUCACUUUGCGCAACAUGGGAUCUGCAAGUUUGGACCGGCGUGUAAGUUUGAUCACUCGAUGGCUUCUUCACUCAGCUACAGCCCGUCUGCUUCUUCGUUAACGGAUAUGCCUGUAGCUCCAUACCCAAUUGGUUCAUCAACACUAAGCGGCGCAUCAGCUCCUGUUAGCUCAAGCAAUGAACCCACCACAGAGGCUGUGACUGCUGUAGUGUCUUCUCCUAUGGUUAGUGGCUUGAGCAGUCAAGAGCCAGCUGAGACGGGUGGUGACUCGGCUAGUGUUAGUGGCAGCAUAGAAGCUAAGACUUCUUCAAGUUAAAAAAAAAAGAGGAAAAUGUCCUCAGAUUCUUCAACAUUAAGAAAAGAGAAAAGGAAGAUUAUUAAUGGGGUCUGAAGAUUUGAUGGAAGCAGAAGGAGAGAGAGACCAAUACCAAAAGCUUCUGUCAUUUUACCAUUUGUCCAUACAUCAAAAAUAUACUCUCUCAUACGGCCAUAUGUCUCUCUUGUUCUUUUGCUUUCUUGAACAACGAUUAUUACUAAUAAAUGGCCUUUAUUCACACGAUCC